Trichomonas vaginalis G3 is the source of this 1359-nucleotide messenger RNA. RefSeq names its product STKc AGC domain-containing protein. The transcript has a single exon. The record is from RefSeq and is a predicted model, not a curated record. Gene Ontology annotation, biological process: protein phosphorylation. NCBI's taxonomy places the organism in Eukaryota, Parabasalia, Trichomonadida, Trichomonadidae. Gene Ontology annotation, molecular function: protein serine/threonine kinase activity; ATP binding. The coding region runs from base 1 to 1359 and encodes 452 amino acids.
AUGAUCAAAGCAGGUUGGGGUACGAAACAGGGCGGCCUUAUCAAAACAUGGAAGAAGCGCUGGUUCGUCCUCGAAAAGGAUGCACUCGUCUAUUUUACAAAGGAAGGAGGUGAAGAACAAGGAAGAAUCCCAAUCGGAUCUACUUGUGUUGUUUCACCAGCUCCAGAUUGCAAGAAACAACCAGCUUUCAAGAUCGUCACAAGCGAGCGUACUUAUUUCAUCGUUACCGAUACUCAAAAAGAAUGUUCUGAUUGGAUUUCAGCAAUUUCGAACACAAUCGCUCACUGUCCCACAUCUACAGCAGCUGCUCCAGUUCCAGCACCAGGGGCGAAAGCGGCCGGAGCACCAGUUAAGAAAGCUUCUAUGGAAGAUUUUACGAUUAUCGGCGUUCUCGGUCGUGGAACAUACGGAAAGGUCCAACUCGUCAAACAAAAAGAAACAGGCAAGCUCUUUGCUCUUAAGACAAUGAGCAAGAGGCUUUUAGCCGAGACAGAUCAGAUUGAGCAAACAAUUGUCGAAAGAGAUCUUCUCCUCAAAGUCAAAUGCCCAUUCCUUGUUGGUGCCCACUAUACAUUCCAAACAGACGCAAAGGUUUUCAUGAUUCUUGAUUACGUACCGGGAGGUGAAUUAUUCGGUCGUUUGAAACAAGAAUCCAGCUUCCCAGAAUCACGUACAAGGCUUUAUGCAGCUGAAAUCCUUCUCGGUUUAGGAUACCUCCACUCGAAAAAUUACAUUUAUCGCGACUUGAAGCCCGAAAACAUCCUUGUCGAUAUUGAUGGCCACUUACGCCUUACAGACUUCGGCCUUGCAAAACGCGCUACAGAUAACGAAUCAACAAACUCAUUCUGCGGAACUCCUGAAUAUAUCGCUCCAGAAAUGAUCCAGCGCCUUCCUUACACAAAGGCCGUUGACUGGUGGUCACUCGGUAUCUUAAUCUUCGAGAUGCUUACAGGCCUUCCACCAUUUUACGAUGAGAAUGUUAAUCAGAUGUACCGUUCUAUUCUCAGGGACGAAGUAGCCUUCCCAUCCCACAUUUCUCUUGCUGCUCGCAAUCUUAUCAACAAGCUCUUAGAUAAGAAUCCAGCAACUCGUCUCGGUUCAGGUCCUACUGAUAUGGAAGAGAUCAAGACUCAUCCAUUCUUCAAAGACCUCAACUGGAGUGAAGUCGAAGAGAAGAAGGUCAAGCCAGAGUGGGUCCCAGAAAUCAAGGACGCUACAGAUACUUCUUGCUUCGAUGAAGAAUUCACUCAGGAAACAGGAGGUGUUUCAUUCGAAGAUGGAAGCUUAAUCGGACAUGAUACACAACAACAAUUCACCGGAUUUACUUGCACACAGGAUUCAGCUCUCGAUGAUCUUUAA